AUGAUAACCACACUGCUCUGUUCUGGCGGCGUCCUGAAGACCUACGCUCCUGCAGAGAACGUGGGAGCAGCGCCUCUGUUUUGCUCCAAAGUCAUUAUUCUGUCACGGCCACCUGAUGUUGUCUCACCACCUGAUGUCGCCUCCUCACCACCUGAUGUCGUCUCAUCACCUGAUGUUGUCUCACCACCUGAUGUUGUCUCACCACCUGAUGUUGUCUCAUCACCUGAUGUCGUCUCAUCACCUGAUGUCGUCUCAUCACCUGAUGUUGUCUCACCACCUGAUGUCGCCUCCUCACCACCUCAUGUCGUCUCACCACCUGAUGACGUCUGGGCGACGCCACAGCAGAGACUCCAGACACAGUACACAGGACACAACGGAGCCCCCGGCACCUGGCAUCCACCUGGCUACGGCAGCUCUGCCAGGGGAGCCACUGCUGUGAGAUUCUGCCAGCCCGGCAGCGCAGCCAGUGGAGUGCACAGCAGCUUACAGCUGGUGGUGCACAGGGCGACGCCACAGCAGAGACUCCAGACACAGUACACGGGACACAACGGAGCCCCCGGCACCUGGCAUCCACCUGGCUAUGGCAGCUCUGCCAGGGGAGCCACUGCUGUGAGAUUCUGCCAGCCCGGCAGCGUAGCCAGUGGAGUGCACAGCAGCUUACAGCUGGUGGUGCACAGGGCGACGCCACAGCAGAGACUCCAGACACAGUACACGGGACACAACGGAGCCCCCGGCACCUGGCAUCCACCUGGCUACGGCAGCUCUGCCAGGGGAGCCACUGCUGUGAGAUUCUGCCAGCCCGGCAGCGCAGCCAGUGGAGUGCACAGCAGCUUACAGCUGGUGGUGCACAGGGCGACGCCACAGCAGAGACUCCAGACACAGUACACGGGACACAACGGAGCCCCCGGCACCUGGCAUCCACCUGGCUACGGCAGCUCUGCCAGGGGAGCCACUGCUGUGAGAUUCUGCCAGCCCGGCAGCGCAGCCAGUAGAGUGCACAGCAGCUUACAGCUGGUGGUGCACAGGGCGACGCCACAGCAGAGACUCCAGACACAGUACACAGGACACAACGGAGCCCCCGGCACCUGGCAUCCACCUGGCUACGGCAGCUCUGCCAGGGGAGCCACUGCUGUGAGAUUCUGCCAGCCCGGCAGCGCAGCCAGUGGAGUGCACAGCAGCUUACAGCUGGUGGUGCACAGGGCGACGCCACAGCAGAGACUCCAGACACAGUACACGGGACACAACGGAGCCCCCGGCACCUGGCAUCCACCUGGAUACGGCAGCUCUGCCAGGGGAGCCACUGCUAGACUCCAGACACAGUACACGGGACACAACGGAGCCCCCGGCACCUGGCAUCCACCUGGCUACGGCAGCUCUGCCAGGGGAGCCACUGCUGUGAGAUUCUGCCAGCCCGGCAGCGCAGCCAGUGGAGUGCACAGCAGCUUACAGCUGGUGGUGCACAGGGCGACGCCACAGCAGAGACUCCAGACACAGUACACGGGACACAACGGAGCCCCCGGCACCUGGCAUCCACCUGGCUACGGCAGCUCUGCCAGGGGAGCCACUGCUGUGAGAUUCUGCCAGCCCGGCAGCGCAGCCAGUGGAGUGCACAGCAGCUUACAGCUGGUGGUGCACAGGGCGACGCCACAGCAGAGACUCCAGACACAGUACACGGGACACAACGGAGCCCCCGGCACCUGGCAUCCACCUGGCUACGGCAGCUCUGCCAGGGGAGCCACUGCUGUGAGAUUCUGCCAGCCCGGCAGCGCAGCCAGUGGAGUGCACAGCAGCUUACAGCUGGUGGUGCACAGGGCGACGCCACAGCAGAGACUCCAGACACAGUACACGGGACACAACGGAGCCCCCGGCACCUGGCAUCCACCUGGCUACGGCAGCUCUGCCAGGGGAGCCACUGCUGUGAGAUUCUGCCAGCCCGGCAGCGCAGCCAGUGGAGUGCACAGCAGCUUACAGCUGGUGGUGCACAGGGCGACGCCACAGCAGAGACUCCAGACACAGUACACGGGACACAACGGAGCCCCCGGCACCUGGCAUUCACCUGGCUACGGCAGCUCUACCAGGGGAGCCACUGCUGUGAGAUUCUGCCAGCCCGGCAGCGCAGCCAGUGGAGUGCACAGCAGCUUACAGCUGGUGGUGCACAGGGCGACGCCACAGCUGCCAAGCACUACAUGCUGCUCACCAGUAUGUAGUUUUCUUUUCCCUCAUGAGUGCAAUGGAUAG
Molecule: messenger RNA, 2238 nt
Organism: Schistocerca americana (American grasshopper)
Lineage: Eukaryota; Metazoa; Arthropoda; Insecta; Orthoptera; Acrididae
Exons: 4
Coding region: 1-2238 (745 amino acids)
Source: RefSeq, a predicted model, not a curated record